This is a messenger RNA of Exophiala bonariae, 1926 nucleotides long. RefSeq lists its product as uncharacterized. The record is from RefSeq and is a predicted model, not a curated record. Gene Ontology annotation, molecular function: DNA binding; zinc ion binding; DNA-binding transcription factor activity, RNA polymerase II-specific. NCBI's taxonomy places the organism in Eukaryota, Fungi, Ascomycota, Eurotiomycetes, Chaetothyriales, Herpotrichiellaceae. The coding region runs from base 1 to 1926 and encodes 641 amino acids. Gene Ontology annotation, biological process: regulation of DNA-templated transcription; DNA-templated transcription. The transcript is spliced from 2 exons.
AUGAGCUCGAUGAGUGCUGAACCUCCACUCACUCAAGCAUGUCAGAGGUGCUGGCGAAGAAAACAGAAGUGUGGUCGGCAAAGACCACAAUGCACUGAAUGCGUCCGAGCUGGAGCGCAAUGUCUGCCUCGAGUCUGGGGUCGUGUACUUGAGGGUGAUGGUGACCCAGCCUUUGAUGAUGGCUCCUCUGCCAGGAGCGUGAUUGAACAGAUGAGAAGCAGGAUAGCCCUUCUAGAAUCACAGGAAGGUCUUUCCGGUGUUCGGAAUGGCGAUGAUGCUGCAUUGACCGCUCAUACUUCGGAGAGCAGUCACGUCGAUCCAAGCACCGGCACUGCAGCAGCGCAACUUGAAGGGGCCUUGCUCGAGAACACGACAAGUGAAGUAGGGUAUCUCUCGGUUGCCGCCAUGAGUGGACCUGACCGACAAGACAUGAAUGCUCAUAACAGUCCCUCUUUUGCCACUUUGGUUCGCCAUACUACACAUUUAUCAAGAGAUCCUGUAUCAUCUCGGCGGCUUGUCAAUGACAACUCCUCCACUCCGCAAAGUCAGAGCCUGCUUGAGAUUCAAGCCGAGUUAACGAAGCUCUGCAACUGCGACUUGCGAUUCUUCGUCGAUGCUUAUAUCAAGAAUGCAGGACACAUAUUUCCAUGCAUUUCGCAGGCAAGGUGCCAUGAGGCAUUGAACACAGCUCUGCAAUCUGAAAAAAAUGGUGAUGCAUUGCAAGGGCAUCAUACGGCGAGCGAAAGUGUGAUGGUUACUUGUUUUACUGCCAGCCUCGGUAUUCUCCACAGUGCCCAUGUACGCACAAUCUCACACUCACUUCAAUGCCUUAUGGCUGCGGCGCUUGCAAUGCUGCCUGCAGCCGUAGCCGAGACUUCGGACAUUGAAGCUGUUCGAUUCUUGCUAUUGGCGGCGGUUCUUGGCCUUCAUCGCUUCGAGGAAACUUCUAGCUGGCAUUUCAUAGGACUUGCUAUCACUAAAGCUAUAUCUGCUGGUCUGCAUCGAAACAAAAUUCCAGAGAGCAGCAGUGACGACUCUCAAACUCUCCUGUGGACACUUUACAACCUUGACCGUGCCUGUUCCUUUGUGAUGGACCGGCCUUUCAGCAUUGAAGAUAGUGAUAUGACCAUUGAGCUACCCCAAGCCACUUCCUUAGCUACUACUCGACCCACAACUGUGGAUUUGCACCCCUUUUUUGUCUGGAGUGUGCACUACGCUCGCACGAUGUCCGAAUGGAAGCGUCAGCUUGUUCCCGAUCCCGAGAUAUGCCACUCAAGCUUUGCUUACUGGCGAGAAACGUGCCACGAGUACGUUAUGUCAACCCAGUCAGGUAGCGAUCAAGCGUCCUCGGACCAAGUAAGCUCUACCAUCCUUGUGAGCGUAGCUGAGGCCCAGCUCACGUGUCGUGCACUCGUGCAUCUCCUGCUUCAAGCUCUGCAUAGCCCAUUGCCUCCCUUGUCCUUAUUGCAACGUGUGCGCAAGGGUCUCGAGCACGAAGUACCGCAAUAUCUGGCAAGUUACAAAGCUGCGAUGGAUACGGAAAGCCUGGGUCCUAACUUGCUAGACGCGUAUGAUAUCCUAGCGGCCUUCCUCGGCUAUAUAUACUCUCGUCAGUCAUUUGUACUCGACCAGACAGGGAAACAAUCGCAAUUUGGCACCAUACAUAUCGGUGUCGCGGGAAUGAGGCUGGUAACCUUGGGCAUGGAUGUCUUGCAGAAAAUAUCCGACAGAUUCGAGCCGAUUUUAGACUUAAAGGAGUUACUGUGGUGCUUUCUCACUGCCCUUGAAAGCCAUGGGCAGUCUACGACUCUGCCAGGCCAAAGUUCGCAGCCUACAGCAGUGCAUACUGUGAGAGAAGCGCUUUCAGAAAGUCGGAUACCGGUGCCUCCACACCUGGCUCUUCUCAUGGAGCGUGCAUUUUCUUGA